AUGUUGGACGUGAAGGGUCUCGUGGUUUGCCUUUGCCUUUUGGCCUCUACGAUCGCUUCAGACCCCAAAGAUCCAUCUUGUGAUUUUGAGAAGGAUCUCUGCUCGUGGAUACAAGCAACAUCAGAUGAUUUUGAUUGGACCAAAAACAGUGGCUCUACUCCUUCGGGUGCAACUGGACCAUCUUCUGGACACGGUGGAAAAGGAUACUACGUUUAUAUUGAGACUUCAAGUCCCAGAGUCCUUUAUGACAGAGCAAUUUUGAAAUUCAAAGGAGUAAACAGGAAGACAGUCUGCUUAUCUUUCUACUAUCAUAUGUACGGGGUUCAUGUCAGGGCACUGAAUCUUUACAACGGCGGAAGCAAAAUUUGGAACAUGAAGGGAGAUCAGGGAGACUCGUGGAAAAGGGCAGAAGUAACAAUCUCUGGUGAUUACGACCUUAAAAUUGAAGGAGUUUCAGGGGACUCCUAUCAGGCUGACAUUGCCAUUGAUGAUAUAUCUGUACAAGAUGGUUCUUGCGGAGGAAUUCCCCCUUCACCGUCUCUUCCCCCUAUCCCACCGACGACACAGGGACCAGUGUCGCCGCAAUCGUGUGGUAAAUCACCAGUAUCGAGGGUUAUUGGAGGAAUGAACGCAAACCCAGGGAGUUGGCCUUGGCAGAUUGCGCUCUUAAGAGGAAGUGGCAAGUCUUUCAGUUGUGGUGGAUCAUUGAUAACUCCUGAAUGGGUGGUCACAGCGGCUCAUUGUAUCUCAAGAGGACAACCUGGAAGUUACUACACGAUCCGCCUCGGAGAUCAUAACCGUCAUGUUAAUGAGGGAACUGAAGAAGAUAUUCCUGCCAAACGUGUAAUCGUACACCCUGACUACAACAAAAUUCCCAUCGACAGCGACAUCGCAUUGAUUCAGUUAACUAAACCAGCUACCUUGAAUGCCAGAGUAAAAACUGUAUGUCUGCCUUCUCAGGAUGAAGUUGUUCCCACGUCUUCUAGAUGCUUUAUCACGGGUUGGGGCAAGAUUAAGCAUCCCGGGUCCUCGCAUCACAUACUACAACAGGCCAAUUUACCUCCCGUCACAAACAGCGAGUGUGCAAAGAAACUUGCAAGCUCUCCAGGAGGCUCAUCUCUACAAAUAACUCAAAACAUGAUUUGUGCUGGUGUCAGUGGAACUAUUCUCAGUGGUUGCCACGGAGAUAGUGGUGGUCCUUAUGUUUGUCAGACUUCCGCUGGGAAUUGGGUUCUGCAAGGUGCGGUCAGCUGGGGUUCUCCGCGAUGUUCUGCAGCAGAGCGAUAUACAGUGUUUGCUCGUGUUGGCAAGUUCAGAAAUUGGAUCGACCAGAAUAUGAAUAGUGGGAUUAUACCACCAACCACAAUACCGCCACCUCAACCAACGACGACUAAAGCACCUGCAACACCAACAACAGCAUCUAACUCCGGUCCAUCUUGCGACUUUGAGAAGGAUCUCUGCUCGUGGAAACAAGAAACAACAGAUGAUUUUGAUUGGACCCAAAAUAGUGGUUCUACUCCAUCCUCUGGAACUGGGCCAUCUUCUGGUCACGGUGGAAAAGGGUCAUAUAUCUACAUUGAGACUUCCUCCCCAAGGAUUCAAGAUGAAACAGCCAUAUUAACAUUUGAUGGAACAAACCUUAAGCCAGUGGUUUGUCUAACCUUUUAUUAUCACAUGUAUGGAAAUUACAUCAAUGAGCUUCUGCUGAAUAAUCGUGGAAAAAAUGUUUGGAAGUUGGCAGGUGACCAAGGAGAUCAAUGGAAGAAAGCGCAAGUCACACUUACUGGAAACUAUCAGCUCGUUUUCAUUGCAUCCGUUGGAGGUUCUUAUGAAGGUGACAUCGCUAUCGAUGACAUAUCUGUCUCGGACGGAAAUUGUUUCGUAGUACCACCGUCACCCAGUCUACCGGCCACUCGUCCACCAACUCCAAGCCAGGGCCCAUCAGUGUUGCCGGGGAAAAAUCCAUCUUGCGAUUUUGAGAAGGAUCUCUGCUCGUGGAAACAAGCAACAUCAGAUGAUUUCGACUGGACAAAAAAUAGUGGUUCUACUCCUUCCUCUGGAACUGGGCCAUCUUCUGGACACGGUGGAAAAGAUCCAUCUUGUGAUUUUGAGAAGGAUCUCUGCUCGUGGAAACAAGCAACAUCAGAUGAUUUCGACUGGACAAAAAAUAGUGGUUCUACUCCUUCCUCUGGAACUGGGCCAUCUUCUGGACACGGUGGAAAAGGGUCAUAUAUCUACAUUGAGACUUCCUCCCCAAGGAUUCAAGAUGAAACAGCCAUAUUGACAUUUGAUGGAGCUAACCCUAAGCCAGUGGUUUGCCUAACCUUUUAUUAUCACAUGUAUGGGAAUUAUAUCAAUGAGCUUCUGCUGAAUAAUCGUGGAAAAAAUGUUUGGAAGUUGGCAGGUGAUCAAGGAGAUCAAUGGAAGAAAGCGCAAGUCACACUUACUGGAAACUUUCAGCUCGUUUUCACUGCAUCCGUUGGAGGUUCUUAUGAAGGUGACAUCGCUAUCGAUGACAUAUCUGUCUCAGACGGAAAUUGCUUUGUAGUACCGCCGUCACCCAGUCUACCGGCCACUCCUUCUCUAACUCCAAGUCAGGGCCCAUCAGUGUUGCCAGGGAAAUGCGGUUUUCGACCUUCCACAAGGAUAGUAGGUGGUCAAGAAGCUUCUGUCAAUGGCUGGCCAUGGCAGGCGAUGUUGAGAUACAAAUAUGGAGGCCAGUUCUGUGGUGGAACUUUGGUAGAUCCUUUAUGGGUUGUAACAGCAGCUCACUGUGUUAAAAAUGCACAACCAACAGGAAUAAUAUAUGCAAUGGUUUAAGUUUUAAAUACUCAAAUUGCUUCUUUUCCUUCUAGAAUGGGUGCUCAUUAUAGGGUAAGUGGUACCGUUGGAACAGAACAGGACAUAGAUGUUGCGCAAAUCAUCAACCAUGAAAGUUACCAUACCCCUCUAAGAUAUAGCCACGACAUUGCCUUACUGAAGCUAGCCAGACCUGCUAAGCUCCAAACAGGUAUUGGACUUGCUUGCUUGUCAGACUCCAGCCUUCCUCUCCCCAUUGACGACCCCAACACGAAGUGCUGGAUCACUGGCUGGGGUACGCUCUCUUCUGGAGGUAGUCAACCUAAUGCCUUGAUGGAAGCGUCCGUCCCCCUGGUAUCCAAAAAACGAUGUCUCAAAGGAUAUCCAGGAAAAAUCCACGACUCCAUGUUGUGUGCAGGUCUGGACCAAGGCGGAGUAGAUGCUUGCCAAGGAGACAGUGGUGGACCACUUGUAUGUAAGUUCAAUGGCAGAUGGUAUCUGGAGGGAGCUACUAGUUGGGGAUAUGGAUGUGCUGCUCCAAAUAAGUAUGGGGUGUACGCCAAGGUACGAUACCUCAGGUCGUGGAUCGACAGAUAUAUGAAUGGUGGGAUUAUACCACCAACCACAAUACCGCCACCCCAACUAACAACAACUCAACCACCAACAACAGCAUCUAACUCCGGUAAGAUGCUAACGAAUGCUAAAUAA
Molecule: messenger RNA, 3507 nt
Organism: Pocillopora damicornis (cauliflower coral)
Lineage: Eukaryota; Metazoa; Cnidaria; Anthozoa; Scleractinia; Pocilloporidae
Product: MAM and LDL-receptor class A domain-containing protein 1-like
Biological process (GO): proteolysis
Cellular component (GO): membrane
Molecular function (GO): serine-type endopeptidase activity
Source: RefSeq, a predicted model, not a curated record